CGUCUUUCCUUCCCUCUCCCUUUCCUUUGGCUCUACCAAAUCCACCGACUCGCGAGGAACGCGAAUUAUAGCGGCCCGCUACAGUGUCUCACCACCACCUCUGGAACUUUUUUUUCCUCAUCCUCACCUACCUCACCUACCUAUCGUAGUGGUUUCCCCCUCUCCUUGUUUACCUCGUCAUUCUGUCUCUGUAUCUUGAAGAAAAAGGAGAGACGAGACAUUCGACACGCGACAAAAGCCCACAUCGCUUUCUUUCUCUCCUUAGUUUUGGCCUUCAAAACCAGCCUUCUCGGGGGCCACUUGUGA
Colletotrichum abscissum is the source of this 306-nucleotide messenger RNA. RefSeq lists its product as uncharacterized. The record is from RefSeq and is a predicted model, not a curated record. The transcript is spliced from 2 exons. Lineage: Eukaryota; Fungi; Ascomycota; Sordariomycetes; Glomerellales; Glomerellaceae. The annotation marks the transcript as partial.